This is a messenger RNA of Sinocyclocheilus rhinocerous, 408 nucleotides long. Its product is annotated as prosaposin-like. Lineage: Eukaryota; Metazoa; Chordata; Actinopteri; Cypriniformes; Cyprinidae. Gene Ontology annotation, biological process: sphingolipid metabolic process. The annotation marks the transcript as partial. The record is from RefSeq and is a predicted model, not a curated record. The transcript has 3 exons. Gene Ontology annotation, cellular component: lysosome.
UCUAUUUUCUCUUGCUUCUUGCUAGCCGUGGCGAGUCCCCUGUUGGGUACGGAGCAGUGUGCCCGCGGUCCCCCCUACUGGUGCCAGAAUGUCAAGACCGCUUCCCUUUGUGGUGCCGUCCAACACUGCCAACAGAACGUGUGGAACAAGCCUCAGAUGAAAUCUGUGCCAUGUGAUCUGUGCAAAGAGGUGUUGAUGGUGGUGGAGCAGCUUUUGAAGGACAAUGCCACAGAGGGCGAACUCCUCGGAUACAUGGAGAAGGCCUGUCAGCUGAUCCCUGACGAGGGCCUGGCUGACCAGUGCAAGGAGAUUGUUGACAACUACUUCCCCAUUCUCAUGGGCAUCAUCGAAGGAGAGCUGGUGAGCCGGAUACUUCCUUGCCUUCCCUUUUAACUAAUUCAGUAACAU